Symbiodinium sp. CCMP2456 is the source of this 7539-nucleotide messenger RNA. NCBI's taxonomy places the organism in Eukaryota, Dinophyceae, Suessiales, Symbiodiniaceae. The record is from the annotation of a GenBank genome assembly.
AUGAAGAACCUGUUCCCUCCGAACACGUGUCCGAAGGAAGUGAGCGACACGAUAGCGUUCAAGAUGAAUGGGGGUGGAGCAACCACUCUCAAGGGGCUUCGUGGUGGGACACCGCGGCCGGCUGGGGCUGGUCGUGGGAUAGACCCCGGCGCGAAGGCGAGCAAGACCGGCGAGCGAGCUGGGCUACGAGCCGGGAAGACUACAGCACGGAUGCCUCAACGCGACCUGGAAACCCGUGGUUUCGAGGAGACGAAGCGGAUGGUCCUGGCGGGGAUCAUGGAUUCCAUCAUGGCCGAGGGUUUCGAGCUGAGCGAGUCGAUUAUGAUGGAGUGUGGCGAGAUCCCUGGGCGGAUGGUCGAGACCGUGCUCCCGCCUGGCACGAUUCUCCGCAAGUUUGCCGGACUUGGGAUCUUGCUGGCAACGUGCGUUCAGAGGACUCUGUGUGGAAUGGAUCAUCCUGGCGAUCUUCAAAGCAAUGGCAGCCACAAGACGGCGAAUCAAAGGCCUUCGGAGAAACUCUCCGUUCCAGUCUUCAAUGGUGGCGACGAUGACGAUGUGGGCACCUCAGCGAGAUCCUACUUGAGACAAGUCGAGGCUUGGCGGCGUCUUACUUACCUCCCCGCUAAUCAACAAGGGCUAGUUCUCUACCGCCACCUCGCAGGAAAAGCUUGGGUCGCGGCCGAGGAGCUCAAUGUCGACGCCUUGAGCCGAGAUGACGGGGUGCACUACUUGAUGAGUUGGCUGCGCAACCGUUACUUGGACUUGGAGGUCACGAGGAUAGGCAAGGCUCUCUCAGAAAUGUUCCGUCGCCUACGUCGUAAACCCGGGCAAUCGAUACGUGACUACAAUGCAGAGUACGAUCGUCUACACGCUCGUCUGAAGGAAGUCGGUUGCGUCUUGCCCGAGGAGUGCGCUGCAUGGCUUUACGUGGACAGGCUCCAAUUAGAAGAAGGGGCGGAGCUCAACCUGCUUGCCAGCGUGGGGAAUACCUACAGUCUGAACAGGCUCCAGAAGGCCGCUAUCAUUCAGGAUCGCGGCCACCGCAAGCCUUGGGAGUCUGGUACAGGAAAAGGCGGGCGGAGACCCUACACCGCCCACAUGACCGAUGCUGGCGAUGAAGACGAAGAUGCAGGAGCUGAAGGAAAUCCCGACGACUUCGAGGAUGACGAUGACCCCAUGCCGGAAGAGGUGGCCGUAGCGUUCAUGACUUACCAGUCGGCGAAGAACAAGUACCGCGAGCACGCGAAGGCCCGCGGAUACAAGGCCGAUGGCGCAGGGGAUGCCGCCAAUGCGGGGGCCAAGAAUGGCGAUCCUGGCCAAGGUGCUGCCAGGGUCCGCGAGGAGCGGCUGAAGCAAAUCAAAGCGAGAUCGUUCUGCUCAGGAUGUGGCCGCAAAGGCCAUUGGCACAAAGACGAUGAAUGUCCCAACAAUGGCGGCAAGAGCGGACAUGUUACAAGGACAGCUACGGCAGCCAAGGAGGUCUGCUUCGCCAUGCCCGCGGAAGUGAUGACGAUGAAGCACAUCAGCGGGAACCUGUUGGGCAUCACGGACACCGCCUGCUCGCGUACAGUCGCGGGCACACAGUGGCUGCAGGACUACAUGGACCGCGUCGGCGAGGACGGUGGGCAACCCGAGCUUUCUAGAGAGUGUGAAGCUUAUAAGUUCGGCACUGGUCGCAUCCACUACUCUUCGUUCAGCGUGGUCCUCUCCUUCAACCUCGGUGACAAGACGGUCCGUUUGCGUGCCUCAAUCAUACCGGGGGACAUCCCGCUGCUUCUCUCCAAGACGGCUCUGGGAAAGCUUGGGAUGAUUUACGAUGUGUCUGUUGGCUGCGCUGACUUUACUCAGGUGGGGCUCAAGGGGUACAAGCUGCUGAGCACGACGUCAGGGCACCCGGCGAUUCCCAUCGUGCCUGCAAAGCCGGCCGGUGGGACGCAAGCUGUUCUAUCUGUUGAGGACGUGAGCUUGGAGCCUCGUGCGCAAUACACGGUGCAUGCUGUUGCCUUCGCUGGUCGUAGCUCUCAGCCCUACUACAACCUCUACUAUGAGAAGAAACUCCCCCCUGUCGACCUGCCGAUCAGCAAGAUGACCAAACCACAGCUGUUGUCGGAGUGCGUGAGACUGGGACUGACAGUGCACAGAUCCUGGUCCCCGGAGGAGAUCAAGGCAGUCAUCAUGGAGGACCGCGAGAAUCGGAAACAGAGCGACGCCACGGAGAAGAUGAAGAGGCUUUCCCAGCUGACCCUCGACGAGCUCAAGCAGAAGGCGGAGGAACUCCACGUCGAGUUCCCGAGUCGGGUCACCAAAGGGAAUCUGCUGCGCUUGGUCAGGGACUCCUUGAACACCCCGGACAACGAGCUGAUGAAGAUCGGCAAACACCGCGGCAUGGAGUUCAGAGAAGUCCCGUGGCAAUACGGGCAGUGGGCGAGCAACGAGGUGAGAUCGUCUGCGAACGCGGACCCCGACCUGGUGAGGUUCGCCCGCUGGUGGGAGGCCAACGAGGACAAGAAGCGCGGCUACAUGAAGGGCGUUUCCGACGAGAUGAGCAGGCGGCCAAUGCCCGCAGCGAGCGACCCGGGAACCACGACCUCGUGGGAGACGGUGUCGCAACACGUGUGGGAGACGUCGUGGCCAGCAAAGCCGACCACGGACUCGCGGAGCAGCACCCAGAUGCCAAUCACCCCGGGGGCGGGGACGACCGCGAACACCAAGAGGAGGACGGCGGACGAGAACCCGAGCGGCAUGGACGACGAGAUCGACGAGGAGACCGCCGAGGAGAUCAAGAAGCUGGAACUACGUCUGGCCCUGUUGAAGGACAAGGUUGACGACGUGAUCGUGGACACGGACCUCGCCCAGGCACACCGCAGCCAGCACGAUGUUCUAAGCGUGUCUCCUGGGCCCCGAGCAGAUGACAGGGCCGACCUUUGUCCUGGAGAACGGUUGGCGAAGGCGAUGUAUGACAGAGGUGACUUCUCCUACAAGACCCUGCAAGACGUGCUAGAAAAGGCCGAUCUAAAGCCGAGGCGCAAUGAUCGAGGCGAACCUUUCCAGAACGACAACCAAGACGAGAAGACCCACUCCUACUUCACCUUCGGCAUGUUCACCCAUGGAGGAGUGCAAGGCGUCACGAAGUUGACGCUCGAGCGACCCCACCUUUGCAGAUACCUCAACCAGUUUGGGAAUGACAAGAUUGGCAAAGGGGGCACGUGGACAUCUCUUUCCGUUAGCAAAAACGUGAGUGCCGGCAUGCAUCGUGACUACAACAACCUGAAGGGCACCGCCAACCACACCUGUAGCUUCGGACAAACUGCCGGUGGGAAUGUCUGGCUGGAAGACAAAGAUGUCCAGGAAGGCGAUGCCAAGAUGACCGGCCUCGUGUGGAGACGAGGCGCUGGUGGCGCUUGGCUGCCCGGGCGCUUUGUGAACACCUUCGAGAGGAUGGUGACUUUCGACCCCCAUUACAACCACGCUACAUGCGAUUGGGAGGGAGAGCGCUGGUCACUCACGUACCACACUACAAGAGGAGUGCUGAAGGCCGCCAAGGAAUGCUGCAACACCCUGAAGAGAGUUGGGUUCCCACUUCCUAAUCUUCGUGGUGUGCAAGCUUCGCCCUCUACCAAGCGGCCGCGCAAAAGUGUGCGAACCUCCAUCGCCAACACCGCCGGAAAGCUCAGCGUGAUGAUGACCACCCUGUUGCUUGCCGUCGGUAGCUAUAUGGAUGACUAUCUGCCGUCGGUCCAACACGACCCGGUGGUGAUGUUCGAGAUUGGCGGGAUUGACGCCACCUACGAGGCCGUCGAGCUGAACAAGGCCGUCAUCGAGCCCAUGACCUGGGAGGAUUUCAAUGACCCGGAGCGGAGGGAGGACGCCUACCACUUCGUCUACGGCAUCACCCCGAAGGAGCUGAGGGUGAACUUGGACGGCAUGGCGCCCGAGCGGCGUAGUGAUGUCCUGGAGCUUGCCAAGGUACAAGUUGAUGGAGGAGGAGACGUCGUUUUCCGAGGAAGCGGGAGCAACUUCUUCCUUGACGAGAUGGCCGACUACCUGGUGUGGAGUCACGAGGACGACUAUGGCGAGAAAUGGGCGUGCUUCAGUAAGCCCAAACAAGGACAACAGCAGUUCAAGCAGUCCCUUCGCCCUCAUCAAGUGUUCGUGGUUGGUGUUGAAGACGGAGACGGACAAAGACCGAACCCCAAACUUGAUGGUAGCGGUAUUACGUUCAGCGAUGGAGUCGACCCUAUAGUCCAGAGUUCUUUACGUCGCCUUCAUCAGAACCUCGGUCACCCCAGGAGCGAAGACCUAGUGCGGCAUUUGCGCCUCGCCGGUUGCGAAGAUGCAAUCAUCAAGGCGGCGAAGGCGAUGAAGUGCGAGGUCUGUGCGGCUACGGCCGGGCCCCGCAUUGCCCGACCAAGUACGGUGCCGAGGAUGUACGACUUCAACGACUGUGUCGGCGCUGACCUGCUCCACCACCACGAUAUCGAUGACGAGCGCCACACCUUCCUCUCCAUCGUGGACUGGGGAACGUCCUACCACGUCGUGGUGCCCUUGGAAGGCUUUGACAGCGAGGACAUCGAAAAGGCCUUUAAUGAUCAUUGGGUGGUUCCUUUCGGUCCCCCCAGGACCGUAUCCUUAGACCUCGAUGGAGCAGUACAAAAGGGAAUUUGUCGUCUUUGUGACUGGCACAAUGUGGGUGUGAAGAAUGUGGCUGCGCAGGCGCAUUGGCAGGCUGGGAUUACAGAGCGUCAAGGGGCAUGGUGGAAGAACAUAUGGGACAGAGUACGUCAUGAACUUACUAUCACACGAGAAGAAGUCCAUCUCGCCGCCUCGCUCGUGUCCAGUGCCAAGAACGAACUUCGCAGGCGAUGUGGUCACAGCCCCACUGAAUGGGUUUUCGGGCGACAUCCUCGUCUACCCGAAGCACUCGCUGACCCCGAUGGAGGUGAAAGGAUCACUUGGGACGUCACCCCGGAGAGCCAGUACCAGAGGGCCGCGGCCAUACGUACCGCAGCGCGUGUGGCUUUUCAUCAUUCACAAGGAGAUAGUCGCCUUCGCAAAGCGCUGCUCCAGAGGGCUCGGACUACAACGAGGCCUUUAGAAGUUGGCGAGACGGUGCACUUCUGGGACCAACCCAAGAACCGACGACGCGGCCGAUGGGCCGGACCAGCGGUGAUUGUCGGGAGAGAAGGCAACAACUAUUGGGUAUCUCGAAAUGGACGCUGCCGACUCACCGCUGCCGAACACCUGCGCCCCUCCGGGCCCGAAGAGGUCGGUGAGUUCCUGCGGAUCAAAGGGGCACAGGCCGAAGUGGAGAAGCUGCUUGGAGCCGACCUCGAUGCAGACGAGGCCUAUGAUGAGCACCUGGUCGGCGAGGAUGAGGAGAUGCUCUUCGCGGACGACGUGGCCAUCGCAGACGACCACCUGUCCGACUACUCGCCCAGCGACCCCGGGGAGCCGCCGGAAGAACCGCCGCCAGUUCAAGGAGCACCCCCACGGAGACUGAAGCGAAAGACGAGGCCCGACGACAUCAUCCCCGACCUUGACGACGUGAAUGAGGCCCUCUUCUUCAAGAAGGAGCUGACCAAGCGGGGCGUUGAGAAGCGCCAAGAGAAGGAGUUGAAAUGGUCAGAAAUUCCAGCCAGUGCACGCUCCCAGUUCAAGCAGGCUGAGGAGACGCAAUGGAAUGAGCACCUAUCCUUCGAUGCACUUGAAGCUCUCAGCAUCGAUGACAGCAACCGCGUGAAGAAGGAGGUCGACGCAAGUCGGAUACUACGGUCGAGGUGGGCCUACAAAGACAAGAAUUGGUCCCUUCGGAGGGCCGAUGAGAGUACCCCUUGGAAAUGCAAAGCGCGGUUGGUCAUAGCUGGGCACACAGAUCCAGACUUGGGUGAUGGGUUAUCUACAGAUGCCCCCACUUUGUCGCGACCAGCCCUCAUGUGUCUCCUUCAACGACUCGCCAACGGGCUUCGUGAUGAUGACCCGUGGAGAGCAAGUGCAGGCGACAUAAGAUGUGCGUUCCUCACCGGCGGGUACCUCAGGCGCGAAGAGGAGUUGUUCUUGCACCAACCCAGCACAGGGUUCGCCGGACUUCACCCAGACCAACUGGUGAGGGUGAAGAAAAACAUCUUCAGUCUGGCCACGAGUCCACAUGAGUGGUGGUUGGACCUACAGAACGGGAUCAAGGGGAUCACCAUCCAGCUCAACGAGGCCGAGUACAUCUUCGACCAGUGCCCGCUUGACCCGUGUGUGUUCCUACUGAGGAAAGUCGUCAACGGAAAGAUGGAAGGACCGCCCGUCGGAUACGUCGGGAGUCAUGUCGACGACCUAUUGGUCAUUGCCCCCGCCACCAUCGGUGACGCGAUCAAGGCAGAGCUGUCUAAGACCUUUCCCGUUGACACGUGGGAAAACGAUGAGUUCGCCUACCUCGGCUCGGAGAUCAUCUGCAAGGACGACACUGUGGUCUUCCGGCAGAAGCCCUACAUCGAGAACAGGCUCUUCGUCGUCGACAUUCCCGCGAAUGCCAACGAGCAAGAUCUCGCCAGUCCCGACCACAUCGCGGACAACCGGAGUUUGGUGGGAGCAUUGAGCUGGGUCUCGGCUCAAUCCCGGCCGGACUUGACAUGUUCCGUGUCGAUGGCACAGCAACUACAGAAAUGCCCUACCUACGGCGACGUCAAGUUCACCAACGGCAUCUCAGUCAAGGCUAUGGAUCACCGCGACCAAGGACUGACCUUCCGCAAGGUCAACGAUGAGGAGGCGGUGAUCCUGGUCUACCACGACGCCGCAUGGGCGAACGCCUAUGAGGGGGAGUUCGACGAAGAGGGUUUCGAGCUCUACGACGAGGACAAGGCCAGCGGACUCCAACAUGAAGGACCUCCCUCACAUCGCGAAGGCCGUAAAGCUAAGCGCGGGAACUCAAGAGUAGCAUCCCAGCUCGGGGAGCUCAUCGUCGUCACCGAGAAGUCGGCGAUCGCUGGAGGAAGUCAUUGGGGCUCAAUCCUUGACUGGAAGUCGAAGGCAGGACAGAGGGUGUGUAGAAGCACGUUCAGUGCUGAGACACAGGCCUGCGUAGAAGGCCUAGAAGGCGGACAAUAUGUGCGAGCAGUCUACGAAGCUCUCACUUUCGGGGAGCUUAGGAGGGUCGAAGACGCGACCCUGCCAAUGGUCUGCCUGAGCGAUUGUCGCUCGCUCUACGACCACCUUCACCGAGAAGGGGUACCAAGGACACCUAGCGACCGCCGCCUUGCCAUUGACCUGGCGGCGCUGAGGCAGGCUCUCCGGCUCGAAAGAUGGACUGAGCGCCUGCCCCUGGCAUGGAUACCGAGCGAACUUCAGCUCGGAGAUGUUCUCACAAAACCACAAGACCCUAAGAUCUGGUGGAGUAUGAUUUUGCAGAAGCUGACGAUACCCAUCUCGAUAAUCGAGACGGGGGGCCGAGCCAGCAAGAGUUUUCGAGAACGGGAGAAGACCAGUGUGAAGCCCUGUGGGAAUUAUUGCAUCGACAGUCCCUAUCGUCAUUGCAGUAUGCUGUAUCGUGAAUGA